ACAAAACAAAAAAGGAAGCCUGGGCGUUCUUCCUCUGAGAAAAACAAAAGCGUUGUCUGGGUGAGAAAUUUAUCUCAAGGUUAAAAUCAAAACAGAGAAAGGAAAACAAGGCGAAACUAGUAUAGUUAAGCUUCUCUCUGAGAAAAGAUGUCUUUCCAGUCCGAAGAGGAUCUUUCCUGUCCCGUCUGCCAUAACAUCUUUAGGGAUCCUGUUUUCCUGUCAUGCAGCCACAGCUUCUGCAAGACUUGUUUGAAGAACUGCUGGGCACAGAAGCUGGAACAGCAGUGCCCAGUCUGUAAGAAAAUGUCAGAGCAGAGUGACCCACCCUGUAACUUGGUCCUAAAGAACCUCGCUGAGGCCUACUUAAAAAAGAAAAAUCAGAGCGCUUCGGCAGGGUCUGAGGUUUUGUGCAGUCUGCACUUUGAGAAACUCAAACUUUUUUGUCUGGACCAUCAGGAGCCAGCCUGUGUCAUCUGUCGUGAUUCAAGAGCACACGUCGACCACAAGUUCUGGCCCAUCGAUGAGGCCGCGCAGGAUCACAAGGAAGAGCUUCAGAAAUCCCUAAAACCAUUACAGGACAAACUGAAGGUCUUACAAAAAGCGAAGGGAAACUUUGAUAUAACAGAGCAACACAUUAAGACCCAGGCUCAACAAACAGAGAAGCAGAUCAAGGAGCAGUUUAAGAAGUUUCGCAUGUUUCUAGAUGAGGAAGAGAAGACAAGGCUGGCUGUUCUGAAUAUAGAAGAGCAAGAGAAGAGUCAGCAGAUGAAGGAGAAGAUUGCUGCUCUGAGCAGAGAGAUGGCAGCUCUUUCGGCCACAAUCAGAGCUGCAGAGGAGGAGCUGAAAGCUGAAAACAUCGCUUUUCUGCAGGACUACAAGGGUACAAUGAACAUGGUCCAGCUGUACCCCCAGCUGGAUGACCCACAACUGGUCUCAGAAGCUCUGAUAGAUGUGGCCAAACACCUGGGCAACCUGGGUUACAACAUCUGGAACAAGAUGAAGAAGAUGGUCUCCUACUCUCCUGUGAUUCUGGACCCAAACUCUGCCCAGCCAAAUCUCCUCAUCUCUGAAGAUCUGACCGGUGUGAGCGUCAGUGAGAAACGGCAGCUUCCCGACAAUCCAGAGAGGUUUGACUUCUACCCGAUUGCUAUGGCCUCCGAGGGCUUUUAUUCAGGCACUCACAGCUGGGAUGUUGAAGUUGGAAACAGCACAGACUGGAAAGUCGGUGUGUUAGCAGAGUCUGUCAAAAGGAAGGGAGAGCCGCAAUCUGGAUUAUGGAGGCUAGGGUUUUAUAAAGGUGAAUACACCGUGCGCUCCCUGCCAGAGUCUUCCAUCGUUCUUUUUUUAAAGGCGGUCAAGAAGGUCAGAGUUCAGCUGGACUGGAACAGGGGGAAGGUGUCAUUCUCUGAUCCUGACACCAAAACACAAAUACACACCUUCACACACACUUUCACUGAGAAGAUGUUUCCAUACGUAAGUAAUCUGAGUAAAAUCCCACUGAAGAUGUUGCCCGCAUCAGUGAAGUAGAGUGGUAGUUUAUAGCCAUGAAGCCAGAAGUGGUGGAAAUAAACACACAAAUUGCAUGACAACUAGUUAGAGAGCUCACAUGAUAAAACUAUCCUUGUUUAAAAUAAAUAAAUACACUUCACAGUUAUGACACAUUUAUCUCAUAUUAAUACUAUUUAACUGUAGAGAAAUGAUUCAGCUUAGUCUAAUGGGGCAGUUUGUUUAUAUAGAUUUGGGGUACAAAUCCUUUUCAGAGGACGGUGUUUUAUAGCUUUAUAACCAUAUGUAAGGUGGCUUUUAAAUUCUGUGAUACCAACUGUUACAACCUAAAAAACCUUGGGGCGACUGAUUGUAACGAGUCUCAACUGAAAUUGAAUUUCAGUCCAAUAUGAUGAAUCCUUCUUUUGUGUUGUUUAUGAGACACUUUGGUAAUCAUACAAAAGAGAAGUGAUAAUCUCAGCUUUAAUGCUUGAAUGUAUAAAAUGAUGUGUUUGUGUAAGUAACAGAUUAUCUGGCAUUUAUGUGGAUUGCUCCAGUUAAACAGUUUUCAUUUUAGGAGGUCAACAGAUAUGUUAUCUACUAAAUGUAUGAGGUCUGUCUGUUUUUAUGUUUGAAUUCAGUUAUCCAAUAUGUGGCUACUAAAAUACUUUACACUAUAGCGAGUCAGCUCUUUAUUUCUCUUAUGUUGAAAUGUUUUCCCAACAAUGCAUUUUGUUUUCAUUUCCUUCUGAAUGUUUCUUUCCAUUUCAGUUCCUGUUAGUUCCAGGUGUUGUCAUUUGAGUGCAGCUUGUAUUUGUUUUGGUUUCCUGCACUGUAAUAUGGAUGAUUUAUCAGGGGAAAACUGAUGUUGUAAUAGGUUUUAUAACACAAGUUAUCAUGUAGACAUCCUAUUCUCAAUAAACAUUUGCACCAA
Messenger RNA from Maylandia zebra (zebra mbuna), 2419 nucleotides. RefSeq names its product E3 ubiquitin-protein ligase TRIM39. Gene Ontology annotation, molecular function: zinc ion binding; protein binding. NCBI's taxonomy places the organism in Eukaryota, Metazoa, Chordata, Actinopteri, Cichliformes, Cichlidae. The record is from RefSeq and is a predicted model, not a curated record.